Molecule: messenger RNA, 2219 nt
Organism: Cloeon dipterum
Lineage: Eukaryota; Metazoa; Arthropoda; Insecta; Ephemeroptera; Baetidae
Product: chordin-like protein 1
Exons: 9
Coding region: 37-1644 (535 amino acids)
Biological process (GO): negative regulation of BMP signaling pathway; cell differentiation
Molecular function (GO): BMP binding
Source: RefSeq, a predicted model, not a curated record
UCACCACCCCGAACGAAUCGCUUCAGGGGUGGCGUCAUGCGCAGAGGGUGCGCAGGUGAGGCGGCCGGCUCGGCGGCGGCGGCGGCACAUUGCAGAUCAGCGGCACGCCGGCAUUUCCAGCCUGCGGCACACUCCGGCUUCCUUUCGCCGUCUGCUCUCGGCGCUGGACUCCGAUUGCCGCCCCUCGGACGCAGCCGCCCCCGACACGCGGGCACGCAACAAACUCGCCUCCAGAUGUGCUCCCGCCGCACAGCUCGUGCGCUUCUGUUCGCCGCGACGGCCCUCGCUUGCGUUGCGGCAUCCCUCGUGCGCGCCGCUCCACUCACGGAUGAAAUAGCGAGCACCAAGACCUUGCAGUUGCCGGCAAACAGGAAGAACUAUUGUGAGUUCCAGGGAGAACGGUACGCACUGAACAAAACCUGGUUCCCCAAGAUAAAAGACAAGAGUGAUAACGGCAAAUUCUGCGACGUUUGCAUUUGCCUACCGGAGACAAGUACCCAUAAAUGCCACACUCAUAAGUGCUCCGAAGAGUGCGCAAAUCCUCGUCGCGAGACUUGCUGUCAAUGUGACUUUGGCAAGGCAAAACAUCAUGGUAACACGCACCAGGGAUCGCCAGCAGCCUAUGUGUGUAAAUCUGCCCAAAAGCAGUAUCGUCACGGUGAGAAGUGGGAAACAUGGCAGGCAGACGGUAGUUGCACUGGACACGUUUGUAAUUCUGGAAUUAUUGAAUAUAUUAAGUGCGAGGAGAAUAAGCGAGGCUGCAAAAACCCUGAGGACUGUCCACCUUCAGAGCCCGGCAUGGAAGAAGCUAAAAGCGGAGAGGGAAAAGUGAGUCCACCACGUCCACCAGUAUUUUUUGAGAAGAAGGAAAAACGCAGCGCGGGAUGCGAGGACCAGAACGUGCAGAAUGUUUUUUCUCUUUCUUCAUUGAAACGCAGGACUCACUUGGAGGGAGAAAAGUGGAACCCAAUCAUGGGGCCAUUUGGUCCCAUGUACUGCGUAAUUUGCCAGUGCAAGAAAGGCCGGAUUGAGUGCUCCCACGUGUGCUCGUACCAGCCGGAGAUGCCAUGCAAGAAUCCCACACGACCAAAAGGGCAAUGCUGCUUGACUUGUCCAACCCCAAGCCAACCACCACCGCCACCACCAUCGCCGCAGGAACAAAUGAUUCCUGUUACAAUUGCAGUUCAUGACGGCAAAUCAGGCAACUCAAAGCGCGACGUGAAAAAACAAAGGCAACCAAAAGGAAGCCAGAAGCUAUCAAUGGGGACCAACAUCGUGGUUCGUCAGUUGCGGACAGGCAAGGCUGGCUACGGAGUGGACAAGUUCAUGUACGCAUUCCAAAAAGGCUCAGAGGUGGAGGUGCACAAGUGGGAACUGAUGAGGAACGGCACUAAUUCUAAAUUUAGAAAUGAGCUCGUCAACUUUGGAGAUUUCCAGAUCGAGUACCACAGCAACAUGCUUCUUGGCUGUAUUUCCAAAAAAAUGCUUAAACAUAUAAAAAAUCGAGAGGGUAAAAUCCAAGAGGAUUGCACAGGGUGGAUCAGGAAAUCAGAGGAUCAAAUCAAGCAGUGCGGCACUAGAAUCAAGCUACUACUCAACCAUCUGGAAGAUCACGCAGUCCCGUGUCCAGCGAGGAAGAAUUAGGUUUAGAGCUCUAAAGUCCAUUUUAACGAUGACACAAAAUGAUAAUAAUUCAACUCUGGAUCGAUUGCGUCACUGCCAAAAUAGCAGCUCAAUCCGUAUGCCUCGUCAGUUGAGCAGUUUUAAUAUACAAUCCGUAUUACUUAUUGUGCAAUAUUUAGAUCCGUUUUCAACUUAAUGGAGACAUUCCAUGUGCAUUUAAUAAUAUGAGUUACCUUUACUGACAUCGAUUUAAUAAGCAUUUUUCUUUCGUUUGUGGAAACUUGUAAAAAGUAUUUAAGACAACGCAAGUUUAAAACAUCGCCAGUAACUUAGAUUUGUACAUUUUAAUAUUUUCAUAAAAAUAGGUAGAUUGAGAUGCUUGCAGUUGAACUAACCUUAAGUUGAGCACUUGAAAGAACACCACAGUCACACACUCACAUCAUCCAGAUGAUUGUGCACAUCUAUCUUUCCGAAAUAGAACUCCUGAGUCGGUUAAAUGUAUGUACAUGUGAAAACUGCUGCACUACUCUAAGUCUUUGUCGCUGUCGUCGUCUGCAUGGAGCUGGAAAAUUGAGCAAAUAAACAGAGAACUGAAA